This is a messenger RNA of Maniola jurtina (meadow brown), 898 nucleotides long. RefSeq names its product PRADC1-like protein. The record is from RefSeq and is a predicted model, not a curated record. The transcript has 5 exons. Bases 59 to 691 code for a protein of 210 amino acids. Lineage: Eukaryota; Metazoa; Arthropoda; Insecta; Lepidoptera; Nymphalidae.
CCAACAUUUAACAUACUACAUAUCACACGAUAAUAAAUAAUAAUUAUUCACAUCAAAAAUGUUUUCCAAUGUUGUAAAUUAUUUAUUACAAAAUAUAUGCUUUCUUCUUCUUAUAUGCACCAUAUCAGUUUCGCCUGGAGCUAAUGAUUUGCAUUUCCACGACGGUUCAUCAACGGCAGAUAUCAUUGCAGGAGACGUGUUUUUUGAGAUAAUAGACCCUCCAGAGCUUAGGUAUUCUUACCGUAUAAGGCCUGCAAAGGAUUUUGGCGCGGCUUUUAAUGGAAGCAUUAGUUUUGAAAAAGCCCGCUUAGUUCCGACAAUACCUUUUCAUAGUUGUUCAGAUAUUAAAAACCAAGAUGAAAUCUUUGGCAACAUUGCAUUAUCUGAGAGAGGAGAAUGUUCCUUUGUGUAUAAGACAAUGAAGGCACAGUUGGCUGGAGCACAGGCAAUUAUCAUAACAGAGACUGUUGACAAAUGGGAUGAUGCAUUAGACCACCUUAUAGAAAUGGUGGAUGACAAAAUGGAGGUAGAUGUUAAUAUACCGGCUGCAUUCCUUUUGGGACGAAGUGGUGCGACCAUACUGAGAACACUAAAGAGGCUACACAAGAAGUAUGCUAUUAUUAAUUUGCCUAUCAACAUGACACAUGUUCCAAUAGGCAGGAUGAACCAACCUCCAUGGAUAUCAUGGUAACAGGAUUAAAAUGAGAGCAAAUGUCUUUGUAAAAUAAGUCUUCUCUUCCUGUAGGGUACAAUUAAGCUGAGACCACAACACUGCGAUGCGACGUCGGGUCGUAACAAUCUACGACGUCGCACAAUGCACUGAUCUUUCCGAUACGGUGCCGCACCGUACCAAUGUGGGGCGUGCGGCCUCUUCUAAUGCUGGCAGCUGCGAAGAAAA